AUGGAACAUCUUAAUAUGCUGAGGCUAUUAUCCUAUUUGCUUGGACUAUUCAUUUUUACAAGUGUACAAGGAGGAAUUGCGUCCAAUCCAAAGGAUCAGUCGUUGUGCGUUCUCCAAGAUGAACCAAGACAGUGUGGCUCCUUUUGCCUGGCCGCACUGAACCCGCUUUUCGACCACUCUCGCAAUAUCCGAAAAAGGUUGGAUGAAAUCGAGGCAGGGCAGAAGGAUCUGCAGGCCGGACUCGAUUCGAGACUCAAGCUGGCGGAAGAACAACAAAUGGCGGUAAACUCCGAAAUAAAGAACCAACUGCAGGAACUCAUCACAAAAAAAGACUUUGUGAAUUCAAUUCAGGCUCUGCAGGCCAAGCUGGAUGCGCGAUUUGACAGAAUGGAGGAAUUUAGGACGAUGAAAAUAACAGCCGAUGCCAACGAUGAACUCAAAAUCCAAAUAAAUACUUUGAAAGACACUAUAAAAGACCUGCAGAGUAAGUUAAAAAUAUCCGAUGGUCAAACCAAAAACAAAGAAGAUAUAUUAAAUGUGAAAGAGAAGCACCUUAAAAAUAGAGAUGAACAAAUUUCGACCCUUACGACUCAAAUUGAAGCCACUGAGAAAACAAAAUCAGAACUUUCUAGUCAGUUUUCUGAAUUGCGGAAAACUGAUGACAAUUUACCUGACUCUUGUCCCAGUGACAGUCCCAAUGGGAUUUACCAAAUAAAGCUUCGGGGUCUUAAACCCUUUGAAGUGCCAUGUGCGACGUCUCCACCUGGUUGGACUGUAAUUCAGAGACGCAUGGACGGAUCCGAGAACUUCAAAAGACAGUGGCAUGAUUAUAAAUAUGGAUUUGGGAAUGUCAGAGGAGAAUUCUUCAUCGGGCUGGAAAAAUUGCAUCGGAUGACUGAGGCAAGACCCCACGAACUCUACAUUAAACUUGGGAAUGUUAAUGGAUCCACCAGCUACGCGCAAUACGAUGACUUUAAGAUCGGGAGCGAGGAGGAAGCCUACAAGUUGAAGACUCUAGGGAAUUAUUCUGGUGAAGCCGGAGACUCCCUUACAUACAUACUCUCAAUGGAGAAUACUCCGAAUAUGGCAUAG
This is a messenger RNA of Drosophila rhopaloa, 1092 nucleotides long. RefSeq names its product fibroleukin-like. The record is from RefSeq and is a predicted model, not a curated record. The transcript has 3 exons. The coding region runs from base 1 to 1092 and encodes 363 amino acids. Lineage: Eukaryota; Metazoa; Arthropoda; Insecta; Diptera; Drosophilidae.